Messenger RNA from Plasmodium adleri (nom. inval.), 2829 nucleotides. Its product is annotated as conserved Plasmodium protein, unknown function. The record is from RefSeq and is a predicted model, not a curated record. The transcript has a single exon. The coding region runs from base 1 to 2829 and encodes 942 amino acids. NCBI's taxonomy places the organism in Eukaryota, Apicomplexa, Aconoidasida, Haemosporida, Plasmodiidae.
AUGGACAAAAACGAAGAAGAAAUUCUUAAACUUAAAAAAAUCGCUACUCUUCUUAAAAAAGAAUACAACAAAAUCAAAGAAGAAAACGAACUUCUCAAAAAAAACAACUAUCAAAAUAAAGAACAGAAAUAUGAACAUUCAGAAGAAAAUUAUGAACAAGCUAGCGAAAAAUGUGAGAAUUUAGAUGAAAAUUAUGAACAGCAGUCAGGUGAAAAAGACGACUCUUUUGUUGAAAAUAGCUUGGAUAAAACGAAAUGUAUAAAAAACAAUGAGAUUUUGAUGAGUAGAUUGAAGAAUGAGAUGAAUAGAAGAAUAAUAUUAGAAAAGAAUUAUAAGAAAUUGAAAGAGUUUACUAUAAUAUUAGAAGAAAAAUAUCGAAAUGAGAAAAAUGUGAGCAAAGAGAAGUGUAAGGAUAUGGAGGAAAAAUUGGAAGAAUGUAAUAAGAAUUUAAAUAAAUAUAAAAAUGAGAAUGAGUUAUUAAUAGAUAAGAUAAAAGAGAAGGAUAUAAUAAUAUAUAAAUUAAAUAAAAAGAUAGAAGAAAUACGUAUAUAUUUAAAAGGUGAUAAGAAUAUAAAUUUAAUAGAGAAUCAGAUAGAUGAGAUGAUUGGAUAUAAAUUAGAAAUAAAAAAAUUAAAAGAUAAUUUAGAAAUAUGUAAAAAGACUGAAGAGAUAACAAUAAAAGAAAGACAUCAAUAUAAGAGUAUGAUUAUGUUAUGUUCUCAAUAUAAAGAGAAAUGUAAAAAAAUACCUACAUUAGAAAGUAAAAUAGAUAUUUUAGAAAGUGAAAUAAAAGAAUUACAAUUAUAUAAAAUAAAAGAUACAGAAAAUAAACAAGUAGUAAAAGAAUUAAAAGAUGAAAUAUUAAAUUAUCAAAUCGAAAAUAAUAAAUUGAAUGAACAAAUAAAUGAAUGGAAAAAUUUCUCAAAAUUAUAUAUAAAUAAUAAUACAAUAGAUAUAGAUAAUUUAAAAAAAACAAUGAAUGAUAUACAUAAUAAAUACAAUCAAGUGAAUUUAAAAAAAACAGAUUUAGAAGUGAAGUAUAAAAAAUUGUCUAUGGAUAUGCAGAUACAAAAUAAUCAUUUGAAUGAUAAAAUAUUGGAAUUAAAAAUUAUGCACAAUAAAAAUAAGCAAUUGGAAAAAAAAUUUGAAUUUAUUAAGAUGGAUUAUAUGUAUCAAAUAGGUAAGUAUAAGGAUAAACAAAAGAAAAACGACAACUUGCAAGUGUCUCAAAAGAAUGAAAAUGAUAAGGAUAGAGAUAAUCAAAAUAAUAAUGAUAGGGAUAAUCAAAAUAAUAAUGAUAGAUAUAAUUUUAGAGAUAAUUAUAGUGAUAAUAAUCAUAAGAAGGAGAAUAAAGUUGAACAACCUAACAAUGAUGAUUAUCAUAAUAAUGAUGAUUCUACCUUGCUACAAAAUUACAAAUUUAAAUAUGAAUUAAUCGAAAAAGAUAAUGAGGAAAAAGAAAAACUAAUCCAAGAAUUAAACGAAAAAUUAGAAAAAUAUAAAAACGAAUAUGAUCAAUUUAUUUUGAAGCAAAAAAAUAUAGAAUUAUGUUCACAAGAAUUAUUAUUAUAUGAAAAAGAGAUAACCUAUUUAAAGGAAGAAAUUGAAAAUUAUAAAAAUAAAAUAGUAAUAUUACAGAAUGAUAUUAUACAUGUCAAUAAUCAAUGGUCUGAUGAUAAUAAGAAAAAUGAAAUGUCAAUAAAAGAGUUGAAACAAGUUAUCAAGCAAAUGCAGCUAGAUACAAAAAUUAAUAUAAAUAGUAGUAAGAAUGAAAUAAUGAAUAAUAUAAAAAGUGAUAAUAUAAAAAGUGAUAAUAUAUCAAAUGAUAAUAUAUCAAGUGAUAACAUAAAAAGUGAUAAUAUAAAAAGUGAGAAUAUACCAAAUAAUAAUAUAUCAAGUGAUAAUGUUGUUUACUCAAAUAAUUCUAGAUAUUCAAAUAAAUAUGCAGAUGAAGGAAAGAGAAGACCAGAAUUUUUUAACCCAUAUGAUAAAGAUUUAUAUAAUCUUUUAUAUACAAAUUUUGAUGAUACAAAAAAUAUGGAACAUGUAGAAUUAAUAAUGUUGAAAAAUGAAAAUCUAUAUUUAAAAUCAAAAGUAGAAAUUAUCAAAUUAUUUUAUUCUAAUCAAAUAAAAACAUUUAGAGAAGCUUUCUUAUAUAUUUUAGGAUGGGAUAUACAAAUAGAACAGAGCGAUGAAGAAAUAUUUUUUAUAUUAACAUCUUUAUUUUCUACACAUGAUGGUAAAUUUAUUUUUAUAAAAAAAAAAUCUAAUAAUGAAAAGCAAGAGGAAUAUAAAACAAAACUCUUGCCAACUAAGAGAAAUAUUAAUGAUAUUAUUCAGAAUGAUGAACAUGUAGUAAAAAAAGAAAAAGUAAAUGAUAAUUAUGAACUAUAUGAUAAUCCAAGUGACAAUCCAUAUUCAAAUAAUAUAAAUGAUAAUAAAGAUCAAGAUAAAGAAAGUGAUAACAAAAACGAUAUGGAUAUUAAUAAAUUAAAUUCUAAUAAUUUUGAAGAAGAUUUACAUUUUUAUGAAGAUAUUAUGGAUGAAAAAAAUGAAAUCAAUACAGAUAAAAUACUUCAAAAAACAAAUAUAGAAAAUACAAAUAUUAAUAUGUCCACUAUUAUGAAGGGUUCUAAAUAUAAUUUAUUAUUAAAUGGAUAUUAUAGUAUUAAAUGGAAAGAAAAUAUUGAAUGGAAAAAUUAUCUCAAUAAAAUUAAUGCAUAUCCUAUUUUGUUAUCACUAUCAUCUAUAGAAGAAUAUAAUAAUAUUAAAUCACAAUAUAAUAAUAAUCUUGGUAAAAACUUUAAAGGUAUGUUAUUCAAAAUAUGA